AUGUGCUUCAAAGAUCUCCUAUAUUUGCAAGGCUUGCUGAGGGGGGAAGGCCCACAAGUUAAUUAUAACAUCAAUGGACAUGAUUAUUCAAUGGGUUAUUAGCUAGCAGAUGGCAUAUAUCCGUCGUAGGCAACUUUUGUUAAGACCAUUCCAGAGCCACGAGGUAAUGAGAAAAAAUAUUUUGCAAAGGCACAGGAAGCGUGUCAAAAGAAUGUUGAAAGGGCAUUUGAGGUUCGACAAUCUCGCUUUGCUAUUGUUCGUGGAACAGCUCAUUUAUGGGAUGAAGACACCCUCCAUGAUAUUAUGAUAGCUUGCAUCAUAAUGCAUAACAUGAUUGUUGAGGACGAGCCGAUAUGGGACAUUAUGUUUGCAACUAUGACGACAUGGGUUUCACAUAAUGCUGCACCUAAACUUGAUGCUUUCAUUCAAAAUUACAAAAACAUCAAGAAUAAGGAAACACACUAUCAACUCAAGGCAGACCUGAUCGAGCACUUGUGGCAAAAUCAUUCAGAGUUAUACAAUAUUGAUUAA
This is a messenger RNA of Panicum hallii, 531 nucleotides long. RefSeq lists its product as uncharacterized. The transcript is spliced from 2 exons. The record is from RefSeq and is a predicted model, not a curated record. Lineage: Eukaryota; Viridiplantae; Streptophyta; Magnoliopsida; Poales; Poaceae.